Molecule: messenger RNA, 662 nt
Organism: Erpetoichthys calabaricus (reedfish)
Lineage: Eukaryota; Metazoa; Chordata; Cladistia; Polypteriformes; Polypteridae
Product: soluble guanylate cyclase gcy-31-like
Exons: 2
Coding region: 90-533 (147 amino acids)
Biological process (GO): nitric oxide-cGMP-mediated signaling; response to oxygen levels; cGMP biosynthetic process
Cellular component (GO): guanylate cyclase complex, soluble
Molecular function (GO): oxygen sensor activity; guanylate cyclase activity
Source: RefSeq, a predicted model, not a curated record
AGUAUCAUUUAUGUGAUUCGAUUUGCCUUUGUGUAAUCUCAGCGACAUUUAACUGAAUUUGGACCUCUGGGUUUCCAUAGGUCUACAAGAUGAACUUUGACAAUGCUGCCUUCAAACAUCGUAUGCCUCAACAGAAGACUGCUCCUGGGUAUGAGAAACUUCCAAUGAAGCGAGGGAUCUUCUUUGACAUGUUCCCCUUCAGUGUCAUUUUCCGACGAGACAUGACAAUGUACCGCAUAGGAGAUGGCCUCAAAGAGGUCUUCUCUGACUUACAGGGCAAGAAGUUCAACGAAGAAUUCACUCUUGUACGGCCCAUGCUGGAAUUCAGUUGGGAUAAUAUUUACACACAUCUGAACAAUGUCUUUGAGUUACUCUCUAAGGCAGUUGUGGAGAGCAAGCAGAAAAUGAACCUGCCGAAACUGAGCAAGAAGGAGGGAGAAGAGGCAGAAGAGAAGGAGGAGAGUGAGAAGCCCAAGAAAGAGGAGAGGGGUAAUAUACCUUAUUUUCUUGAUGGUUCAUUCCUGGCAAGCUAGCUUUUUAUUUUUUUCAAAUCUAUAACACCAAUGCCAUCCAUGUGAGACUUGACUGUUCUCCUCCACUUGCCAGGUUAGUUAUACUAUUGGCAAAUGUUGUAGAACUUCCAAGAGAAAUAUUAAAAACCA